Molecule: messenger RNA, 1038 nt
Organism: Hibiscus syriacus
Lineage: Eukaryota; Viridiplantae; Streptophyta; Magnoliopsida; Malvales; Malvaceae
Product: WD repeat-containing protein PCN-like
Exons: 3
Coding region: 28-1038 (336 amino acids)
Biological process (GO): meristem growth; meristem maintenance
Molecular function (GO): protein binding
Source: RefSeq, a predicted model, not a curated record
UACCUGAUUAAGCAAAAGACUUGCAAGAUGACGAGGAAAAAAGUAAAAAGAAUUCGAUCUAGGGAGAAGAAGCCCUUUGAUUUCAUUUACGGUAAAUGGGCUCAUUUUGGAGUUCCCACGCUUGUCUCUGCUGGUGGUGAUGCGAAGCUAUUUGCAUACUCUGCUAAAGAGUUUACUAGGUUCUCCCCACACGAUAUUUGCCCUGCACCACAGAGAGUUCCUAUACAACUGGUCACUAGCACAAGGUUCAACCGGUCUUCUUUUCUCCUGGUCCAGGCUUCUCAUUGGUUAGAUGUGCUCUGUGUUAAAGUUCCUGAUGUGGGUUCUGGCUCCUAUGGUGGUCCCCUGACCACUAAUAUAGUAGGUCGAGUUAAGAGUAAGGCUUGUCGAAAAAUCAUUUGCAGUGCAAUGGCUAACCCAGGGGAGCUUUUCGGUUAUUCUGAUCUCAUUAGACCCAGCCUGUUUGCACUAAAUUGUGGAUUUGGAGAGUCUUCCAUUACAGAAAUGUUCACAAGUUCUGAUGACCACUGGUUAGCUGCUAUCAACUGCUUUGGAGAUAUAUAUUUAUUCAGUCUGGAGACACUAAGGCAGCACUGGUUUAUAUCAAGAUUGGAUGGUGCCUCUGUAACCGCUGGUGGCUUUCCUCAGAAUAAUAACUCGCUUAUUGUCACAACAUCUUCAAACCAGUUCUAUAUAUUUGAUGUGGAAGCUAGGCAAUUGGGUGAAUGGUCAACGCAGCAUACAUUCACUCUUCCCAAAAGAUACCAAGAAUUUCCAGGGGAGGUUAUUGGGUUAUAUUUUUCCCCUCCAUCAUCCUCCAAUCCAUCAAAAUCAACAUCUGUUGUUGUUUAUAGUGCAAGACUGCAAGGUGCUAGUUCUUUUACUCGUGUUUAUGUUGUCAUUGUAGCCCGUAUCUUAAUAUAUAUUAGCCAUUGUGAUUGGCAUGACCAAGUUAGGGGUAUAGGUGCUUUACUUUGUGCUGUUCUAUCGAGGUGCCUGCUGGUUUCUUCUGCUACCUUCUCAUCCUUGCAUAUUUAG